This is a messenger RNA of Trichoderma gamsii, 1668 nucleotides long. RefSeq names its product pyruvate decarboxylase. The transcript is spliced from 11 exons. The record is from RefSeq and is a predicted model, not a curated record. The coding region runs from base 1 to 1668 and encodes 555 amino acids. NCBI's taxonomy places the organism in Eukaryota, Fungi, Ascomycota, Sordariomycetes, Hypocreales, Hypocreaceae. Gene Ontology annotation, molecular function: thiamine pyrophosphate binding; carboxy-lyase activity; magnesium ion binding.
AUGGCAGAGAUUCCAGUUGGUGAAUAUCUCUUCCGCCGUCUCAAACAGAUAGGCAUUGAGACAGCUUUCGGUGUUCCUGGAGACUAUGAACUUGCUCUUCUCAACCACGUAGAGCCUGCGGGUGUGCGUUGGAUCGGUACCCCAAACGAGCUUGUUGGGGCAUAUGCUGCGGAUGGAUAUGCCCGCCUCAAAGGGGCUGCGGCACUUGUCACCACAUUUGGGCCCGGCGAAUUGAGUGCUCUCUGUGGUAUUGGAGGAUCUUUCUGUGAAAUGGUUCCUGUUUUGCACAUCGUCGGCUAUCCGUCAUUUGCAGCUCAGUCAAGCGGACGGAUUUUGCACCAUACUCUUGGUGACAAAAGCUAUGACCAUUACGUUCGAAUUUCUUCGGAAUUAUCUUGCGCAACUACGAUUUUGAAGAAUCCGGAGAAUGCCAUCGCCGAAAUCGAUCGAGUUUUGAAUGCCAUGAUGUUUCACUCUCAGCCUGGAUAUAUUGGCAUUACCGAAGAUGUUGUCAAAACAAUGGUGCCUGUCUCCUCACUGAAUUCAACUCCAAUCAAGAUGACGCUGUCGGCUGGCGCUGAAGAUGACCACACCUUGGCGGCCAUCAUGGCAACAUUGGAGUCGUCUAGGAAUCCUAUAGUGAUUGUUGACGGCGGUGCAGGCAGAGGUAGCUGGGCUCCUCACGCCAACGAUCUUAUCAAAGCUCUCAGAUCUUUGCACUUCAACACCAUCAUGGGCAAGGGUGUAGUUGAAGAAGAUGAGCCUCUGUUCGCGGGCUGCUACGCUGGCGUUGGUUCCUUGCCGCAGACAAGCAAGGCUGUCGAGGACUCGGACUGUAUACUCUGGCUUGGCCACAUGCCAUCCGAUUUUAACACCGGAAUGUUCACUGACCAAGUCAAAUCUUCUACAAUCAUUGACUUUCAACGGUUCCAAAUCACUGUAGGAAAUAAGCAAUUUCAAGCAAGAAUGACCUCUGUUUUGCCCAAAUUGACCGAAGCAAUUAAAACGAGUAGCAUUUUGGCUAAGAGAUCGCUUCCUGAGCCUGUCGCGCCACUAUUUGACCAAGUGUUGGACAUUCCGUCGUCAAUAAUCACGCAAGACUAUCUCUGGCCUCGCCUAUCUUCUUUUGUUAAGCCAGGCGAUAUGGUAAUCGCGGAGACAGGAACUUCUCAAGUCGGAGCCGUCGCUACAAAGAUUCCCAAAGGCGCCUAUUACUGGACACAAGCAGUUUGGGGUAGCAUUGGCUAUGCCAUUGGCGGUGCUAUCGGCGCCGCAAUUGCGGGUAAAGAAUUGGGCCGUUAUAAGAGGGUGAUUGUUCUCACAGGCGAAGGCAGCUUGCAAUUAACAGUACAGGCAAUAUCUAUAUUAAAUCGUCACGGCGUGGUCCCGUAUUUAUACACUGUCGAGCGCUACUUUGAGGGCUGGGACGCUAUUUACAAUGAUGUGCCCGACUGGGACUAUGGCGGGCUCUUCAAGUCAUUCUCUCCUGAAGUUCCGACAACCACAUUCAAAAUCCAAACCGCGGCGGAGCUUGACAGGAUACUUUCUGAAGAUGGAUUCCAAAAUGCAACGAGUCCGCAGUGCAUCGAUAUGGUGUUGGAUAAGUACGACGCUCCGGGAGGACUCAAAGCUAUAUUCGACUACAAGAAGAAAGCUGCCAGGGCUUAG